Molecule: messenger RNA, 1035 nt
Organism: Angiostrongylus costaricensis
Lineage: Eukaryota; Metazoa; Nematoda; Chromadorea; Rhabditida; Metastrongylidae
Source: the annotation of a GenBank genome assembly
UUGGGCACGGGGAUCGAUCCCAUGUGUGUCACAAGGCACCUCCAACCACUGCGCUGCACGCUCUCUUUAUCGCUCUUAUAUUCUACUUUAGCUUUUGGCACCAUAUCACUAAUCGAAGCCGUAGUUUCAGGAGAAUGGUUGUUCGGUACUGCAAUGUGUAAACUAUAUUGGUUCGGUGAGAGUAUUAGUAAACUGCUCAGCUCCUUCAUCAUGACCGUUCUGAGCUGGGAUCGCUACUUAGCUGUUUGCAGUCCUGUCAAAUCAAUGAGAAUCCGCAGUAACUCUGUGUCCUUACUGGUGCUGUUUAUUUGCACUCUGCUUGCCGUCAUUCUGCUUCUCCCGGUGCUCAUUCAGUCCACAGUGUUCCGCAUCAACAAAAUGAGUAUGAUUCCGCUAGAUGAGGACACCGAGCAGCUGUUCCAAUCAGAUCCUCAAGGGACGACUAUUUCCAAAUGUAUUUUCGACUCGGAUGCCAUGUUUACGCUCUACACCUUUGUGAUCGGAUUCGCUUUUCCAGCAGUCCUCAUCACAUUCUUCUAUUCUCAGGUAAUAUACAAGAUACAACACACCCAAAGUCUACGAACUGUUAACAACCAAGAUAGAAAAGACCAGUUUUCACACAGGGUCCAACAGGUUACGAAGCGGAUAGUAGCUGUCAUUCUCUUCUACUUUUUUUGUUGGACUCCUCAUUGGACACUCAACAUUAUGUCGCAAUUCAAUCUCGUGCAUGUUUCAUGGACGACUCCAGCUCUUUCAGCAAUGUUCUUUGUGGCUCACCUACUGGUGUGCUUCAACUCGGCAGCGAACCCGGUGCUGUACGCGCUGAUCAACCGAGAACUUCGUCAGCAGCAUAUGAUGGCGUUGGCAAGGAAGCGGCACUCGAUCUCCCACACCACUCACGAAGCUCUCGAGUUCGUCGCUCACUCAUGUCCCCGAUCUGCGAAUUCGUCGUCGAUAACAACAAUCUCAAAACUUCUUAGAAAUAAUGCCACGAUAAGGAAGCUUAUUUCUGUCACAGUUGAAGAAGCUUUGUGA